UUACUUGCUUACCCGUGAAGUGCAUGACUGCCUGCUGUUGCUGCUGCUGCUAUGACGUCAUGCCUUCUGGUUUGUCAGCGACGAGACAUUUGGUCCAUCCUAUUUUCUUACAUUCUUUGAUAUUCAACUGUACAUACGGAGCCCUCAACCCAAUCACUUAGAUUGCCUUGACUGAAGGCGGGUACCUACGCAAGGUAGCUACGGAUAUCUUCCCUCGCGUGCUUGCCUAAGGGUGAAGUGCCUACUCAUGGAAGGCAAAGUAGGCGAGAAUACAUCUAAUCACAGCUUAUUCACUCCGGCGAUUCUAUAGCAGACAAUUUCAACCACCUUGCGUCGCGUCCUCUUUCCCCCGUCUACCCGUGCGUCUAUGGGUUUCCCAACCUGAUACAAACAUUCACUCCAACCAGUGCCAUAAUGGCGGGCCGGAAACGAACCAGAGCCACCCGGCCCAGGGCCGCAAAGUCCGACGUACCGGAUGUCUAUCAAGAAAUGCUGUUGGAAGCUGCUGCGGAUGCCGGUUCUUCAGCAUUCUCAGAGCCCCCAGCUAAAAGACUGAAGCGACCUGGGGAGGGGAAAGCAGAGGCUUCAUCUGUCAAGUCACAGGUGAUGGAACCAGAAGGAUCCGAAGACGACGACGAAGACGCGGACAUUGAGUUUGAAGACGUGGUUUUGCCCCCGGCGACCGUCCAGACCAUGUACAGGGAUUCCGAUGAUGAAGAAGAUGACCUUGAUGAUGACAUCGAAGAAGAAGAAGUCGGAAAUGGGGAACCUAUCAAUUUCGAAGACGUUGAUUUUGGAGCCUUGCAACAUGGCUCAGGGAUUCAAGAAGAACCGCAAAAACUGACUCUCAAUCUCUCAAAGCAUGCCAACAUGACGACCAGCACAAGAAAAGGAGUCAACAAACGAAAGCCAGUAACAAAGGAAGAAAAGCAGUCGCGCAUAUCAAUACACAGGACUCAUCUGCUGUGUCUUCUGCUACACAGUGCUCUCAGGAAUCGUUGGUGCGAUGAUGAACAGGUUCACAAAACCCUGCGUCCUCUGCUCUCGAAGAAAACAGCUGGCUACUUGACACCGAGCUCCAGUCUUCCCCAAUUUGGACAGACCGAGUCUCUAAAGAACGGCCUUGAGCAAGCUGGUGCUGUAUUCAGGUCCAAAUUCCAAAUAAACGAACGGGGCCUGCGUCGAUCACUAUGGGCAGAAGAUCCUGACCAUCUCAACGACUACCAACCACCUAGCAACAUGGAUUCGUGUUUAGACCGUUCGGACUUCAGAAAUGCAGCAAGGAAGCUGGCAGGGUCCAGAGACACCGGCGCCCAGUUGUACUGUGCUUUGCUGAGGUCCGUAGGAGUUCGCGCACGGUUGGUCUGCUCACUGCAGCCACUGUCUUUUGGGUCAGCCGGUCCAACUCUUCCAAAACCCAGAGACGCAAUGCAUCCGAAGAAGCCUACCAAGGAGGAGAAAAUAAGGUCUCAAUUACUACAAUACCAGCCGGGUGCCGAAGAAUCUUCGUCUUCCGCCUCUGCCCUGACUUCACCACUCCGUCGAUUAGGCCACCCGAACGCUGCAGCCUAUCAGUUACCAACGACGUCAACUUCACCGACUCAAAGGCGACAGGUAGAGGCUCCCGUGAAGAUUCGCGAAUCGAGCUUUCCGGUGUACUGGGUGGAAGUGCUAGACGUAGGCCACCAGAAAUGGCAGCCCGUAGACCCUUUGGUGACGAACUCCAUGUGGAAACCCAAGCAACUGGAACCCCCGGCAACCGACAAGGAGAACUCUCUCACAUAUGUCAUUGCUUUCGAUACUGAUGGCACAGUCCGAGACGUCACUAGACGAUAUGCCAAGGCAUACACGGCCAAGACACGUCGUCUGCGCAUUGAGACAGUCGUUGAACGUGGUGACGGAUGGUGGCGCAAGGCAUUGAAGCCAUUCAGCCGGCGUCGGCUGACCGAUCUUGACCAAAUCGAAGACAACGAGCUGAAUGCGAUUGAAGCGCGCGAACCGAUGCCGCGAAAUGUGGCAGACUUUAAAGACCAUCCGGUGUUUGCGUUGGAGAGGCACCUGAGGCGCAACGAAGUCCUAACGCCAGACGCGCAGCCGGCAGGAACGGUAGCAGCAGGUAGCAGAGCUCCGUUGGAAAAAGUAUAUCGACGUAAGGACGUCCGAAUUGCCCGAAGCAGGGACAAGUGGUAUCGCAUGGGUCGCGAAGUCAAGCCUAUGGAGGUUCCGGUCAAGUUUCUACCGCGAAGGUCCAACGCGAAACCAGGCGAGUACGCCGACGAUGGCUAUGGUGGAGACGAACGCAAUGCCGCAGGAACACCAGUUUUCACGCAGGAUCAGACAGAUAUUUACCGCGCACCGCCGGUCGUCAACGGGCGAAUUCCAAAGAACAAGUUUGGCAACAUCGACAUUUAUGUGGAAAGUAUGGUACCCGAGGGAGGAGUCCAUAUCCUCGAUGAGUUCGACACAGCUGCCAGAGCUGCCUACGUGCUGGGAAUCGACUACGCGCCAGCUUUGUCAGGAUUUCAAUUUAAAGGCAAACACGGAACUGCGGUGUUCAACGGCGUCUUGGUCGCAAAGGAGUACGAGGAAGCCGUACGCGCGGCGAUGACUGGGUUCAAGGAUGUAGACGCGCAGGAAGAGCAAAGCAAGCGAUCUCUGGUCGCCAUCCGCACUUGGAGGCGGUUUCUUGUGGCACUCCGGAUCUUUGAGCGCGUGUGGGCAGGCGCCGAACCCGAGGAGCGGGCCGAGGAAGAAAGGAAGUUGACUGAAUCCGUCCUGGCCGAUGUGGAUAAGGGUUCAGAGGGGUACAACAUAGAGGAGGGCGGAGGUUUCCUUGUCGAAGAUGGCGUCAUGAUGGGCGAUCCUGCGCAGACAUCGACCAGUACAGGACUCGUGAUCAGGGCUGAAACAAGGGAGCGUACGAAUGGCUCUGAUUUCGAGAGAAACAUCGAUUCUGCUGCCCACAAUGCACAUAUAGGCAAGGGCGCCGUCGAUUCUGAGGUGAAGGCUGAUGGGGGUGGUUUCCUUGUUGAUGCCGAGGACGAGCUUAAGACCAUCGGCGCAGUUGAGCAAGCUGCUGGAGCCGAAGACGGGUCUGGGACCAAGGGAAAGGAUGAUGAUCUCAGGACAGAAGAGGGCAACGAAGUCGAGGAUAUGCUGAGCGACGUGACGGAGGAAUAUGAUAUGGAGGAAGAUGAGGGUGGCGGAGGAUUCCUGGUGGAUUAGGGAUAGGAUGGAUGACCCGGGCGACUGAGAUACCCUAAGAAUAAAGCCGAACUUGAAAUCCGA
This is a messenger RNA of Colletotrichum phormii, 3288 nucleotides long. Its product is annotated as Rad4 transglutaminase-like domain-containing protein. Gene Ontology annotation, cellular component: cytoplasm; nucleotide-excision repair factor 2 complex; XPC complex. Gene Ontology annotation, biological process: mismatch repair; nucleotide-excision repair. The transcript is spliced from 2 exons. The record is from RefSeq and is a predicted model, not a curated record. NCBI's taxonomy places the organism in Eukaryota, Fungi, Ascomycota, Sordariomycetes, Glomerellales, Glomerellaceae. Gene Ontology annotation, molecular function: damaged DNA binding; single-stranded DNA binding. Bases 415 to 3225 code for a protein of 936 amino acids.